This is a messenger RNA of Rubroshorea leprosula, 1506 nucleotides long. The record is from the annotation of a GenBank genome assembly. NCBI's taxonomy places the organism in Eukaryota, Viridiplantae, Streptophyta, Magnoliopsida, Malvales, Dipterocarpaceae.
AUCGAAUGGGCCAUAGCAUCUAUGACAAAGGCUACUAAUACCUCGUCACAAGAAGCUAAACGAGAACGCUUAUCACGAAGUGACGCCAGGACACUGGAAGGGAAGGAGCAAGAUUCAGCACAAGGAAACAGCAAUCAAGAUGAAAGCUACGUACCUUCAAGAUCGACAGAGUUGACAAUCAACACGAGCUUACAACCAUCCUCAGCUUUCACUCAAUACAAUUUUCGGAGUAAAAACAUGAUACCUCGUACACAUUCAAACCAAAGGAAGACUAGCCAACAAAUCCAAGAAGCCACACUCACGGCAGCAGGUCCACAAAAGACACAAACACAGUUUCAUGGUGACAGUGUUUACAAAGAAAUUGAGGUGUUGCAACAACAUCUGGCAAAGAUAGAAGCAGGCAGGCAGAGGUAUGUAGAACCAGCACACACAGUUUCAGUAGAAAAAGCCUUUAUAGACGACAUCAUCAGGGAACCUGUGCCAUCAAACUUCAAAACUCCGCAGCUAGCUGAGUACGAUGGAACUCAAGACCCAGUGGAGCACGUGCAAGGAUAUAGAAUGGCAAUGAUGGUAUAUGGAGCCUCGAAUGCCCUAUUAUGCAAGCAGUUCCCAGCAACUUUCAAGAAAGCUGCGCAGGCUUGGUUCGCAACAUUACUAGAAAAAUCUAUCCAUACCUUUGAUCAAUUUGCGAACAUGUUCAUCAAUCACUUCACUGCCAGCAGAGCUCCCCGAAAGACUAACCAUCAUCUCCUAACAAUUAAACAAAAAAUAGGAGAGUCACUAAGAGCCUACAUAGCAAGAUUUCACAACGAAGCUGUGCAAGUAGAACGAUUGGACCAAAGCGUGGCAAUGCAUGCUCUAAUGGACGGACUUAAAGACUCAAGUCUCCAUAGAUCUCUAAACAAGCGAGAACCCACCAGCCUUAAUGAUCUCUUAAGAAGGGCGGAAGGAUACAUCAGAGCAGAAGAAAGGGCGGCAGUAAAAGAAGCACAAGAAACAUUAAAUUCAGAAAGAAAGCGGAAAAUAGAAAAAGAUAUAGAUAAUGAAAGUACCAAAGACAGAAAACAGUCAAGAUACAACUACCUCCAUAUUUGAAGAAGCUUUGUUACAAUCACAUUCAACCACAUCAAAUGAUGAAUCAAAUUCUACAAGGCAAGAUAGACAUCUCAAAAUUCUACAUGCACAAAUCUUAAAAGAAAGCUGCGAUCCCAGCUAAGUAUAUUUACUUUUUAAUUCUCUAAUUUUCAACCUCAAUAAUCAUGCAAGUUAUUGUGUUUUUAAGAAAACUAACCUUUCUUUUGGGAGAAGGCCACAUAGGCCAAAAAGCUCCAAGCAAAGGAAUUCAAUUACAAGAUGCACAAGUCUAACAAGAGUUAUGAGACAAAAAGUCACAAAGCAAAAAAGCUGCGAGCAAGUUUGGAUGUACAUAAAUAUCCAAACAAAAGUUACGCAAGCAAGAAGAAGCUGUGAGCAAGUUUGGGUGUACAUUAAAAUACCCAAGCAGAA